Messenger RNA from Erythranthe guttata (spotted monkey flower), 1370 nucleotides. NCBI's taxonomy places the organism in Eukaryota, Viridiplantae, Streptophyta, Magnoliopsida, Lamiales, Phrymaceae. The record is from RefSeq and is a predicted model, not a curated record.
UACCUUCGUCUUCUUCCUCUAAUGGUGUAGGGUUUGUUGUGAUUUCUCAAAGCCUGACUCAAUUGAAAGAUAAUACUUUUAGCGCCUCACUUUUCGAUUUCCAGAUUUCCAAAGAUGGUGGGGAAGCCGGUCGGCAUUGAUUGUAAAAUUCUUCCCAAGGAGUGUUCUAGUAAGGGAUACACGGGGGGUGAUGAUGAUGAUCGGAUAAGUGAGUUGCCGGAUGAUGUUCUUGUUGUUAUAUUGUCUUUGUUAUCGGUAAAGGAAGCUGCAAGUACGAGUAUUCUUUGUUCGCGGUGGAUAAACUUGUGGAAACACACCAAUUCUCUCGACUUUGAUGGAGACGCUGCGCUGUACAAGACUGCAAGGCUAAAGAAGGAGUUACAGUUCAACGAGAGGCGCAAGUAUGUGAGAUGGGUGAACUCUAUUAUCCAAUCGCACAAAUCUCACACCAUUCAAAAGCUUAGAAUCCAAUUUUUUUUAAGAAAAGAAGAGGCAGAUACACUCACUAAGUGGUUUGAAUAUGCGUUUUCCAGACAAGUUCCGUCGUUGGAGAUUGACCUUUCACCACCAAAUUUUAUCUUUUUCGGCAGCCCUGGCCCAAAUUAUGUUUUCCCUCAAGAGUUCACCAACUCAGCCACUUGUUUCGAUUUAAAACACCUCAAAGCAUUGUCUUUGAAAUUUGUUACCGUCACUCGCGAAGCUAUUGAGUUCUUUUUGAAUAAUUGCCCAUUCCUUGAAAAAUUUAUUGUCCAUCAAACAGAAAGCAUGUCAAAGCUUGAAAUUUGUGGUUCAUCCCUCGCUUUAAAACACUUGGAGCUUUGCUACUUCUUCGGUUUGGAUUCGGUUAGGAUUUCAGCACCAAAUCUUACUUCACUCACAAUUAGGGUAUUUUCGGAACUCAUACUUGAGAAUGUCCCAAUGCUUGAUGAAUUGCGUGUUGGUUGCGGUUAUAGUGAUUUUUCUGUUAAGAAGUUACUUCCUGCAUAUUCUGCCUACAUUUCACAGUUGAAGAGUCUUACCCUACUUCUCAACAACUUAAAGGGAAGUACAGAUCUGUGCAAGUUUCCCGAAAUGCCUAAGUUGAAGAAGUUGGUAAUAGCCUAUUGCUCAGUGGGUGAAGAUAGUCUCCUACCAUUGACUUCUUUGAUAAGGGCAUCUACUCGUCUACACGAAUUUGUUUUAAAGCUCGACUGGUAUCAACUUUCAAGGUCAUAUAGAGAAAUCGAGACUAGUGUAAGGUUUCCACAUGGGACACGAGUCGCAGUAAUUUGAAAAUACUUAUAACGGAUAAAGAAACGUACUUCAAAUGUUACAAAAAAUAACGUUUAGAGAGAAACAUUUCAAAAUUUUAGAAAUCUUAUUAUUUAUAA